Molecule: messenger RNA, 180 nt
Organism: Ilex paraguariensis (yerba mate)
Lineage: Eukaryota; Viridiplantae; Streptophyta; Magnoliopsida; Aquifoliales; Aquifoliaceae
Source: the annotation of a GenBank genome assembly
AUGAAAGGUCUACUGGGAUUAUCAAGAAUGGUAGGCACUUCCAAAAAGAAUAAGGGGAAAAAGAAGAGUAGUUGGACCGUUAAGUUUUGGUCACCAUCUGAAGGGGUGCUACCUGCCAAAGAUAAUUAUGGCUACACGACAACGCGCACGUUUCUUGAGUAUGGUAGGCGCAAACAAUAG